Rotaria socialis is the source of this 3231-nucleotide messenger RNA. The record is from the annotation of a GenBank genome assembly. NCBI's taxonomy places the organism in Eukaryota, Metazoa, Rotifera, Eurotatoria, Philodinida, Philodinidae.
AUGGCCAAAGUAAGCAAUGAAGAAACGAAAUCUUAUGAACAAGUGGGAAAAGUCGCCGAGGAAGUCUUCGCCGCUUUUCGGACUGUAUUAGCAUUCAACGCACAAACUAGCGAACAGGCACGAUAUGCAUCAAAGCUUCAAGGUACUUCCAAGUAUGCAGUUCUCAAAGGACUAAUUUAUGGCUUUUAUAUUGGACUGUUAUCGACGAUUGUCUAUUGGACGACGGCACUUGGUCUUCUCUCAGGAGCAUGGCUUAUGAAUACAGGAAAGAAUCAGACACUCGAUAUUGGUAAAAUCGCUGUUAUUGUCACAGCCAUUACUGAGGGCAUACAGUUUCUUGGUGAUGUUGCUCCUUGCUUGAAGGAUUUUGCUGACGCGUGUAUUCUUGUUUUACCAAUAGCACAACACAUUGACGAAGCUGAAGGUCGUGUAAAAACACUAACGAAACAAUUUAAACUUUCAAAAGAACUAGCAGUUAGUGAGGGUGUCACAAAGCUAACAUCCGGCAAUCCAAUGAAAGUCACUUUUGACAAUGUUUCAUUUUCAUAUCCGAGUCGAAAAGAGAGGCUUGUAUUAAAUAAAGCAUCAUUUACAAUUAAUGCUGGCCAAACAGUAGCACUUAUAGGCGGCUCAGGAAGUGGUAAAAGUACGUGUAUUCAACUUUUGCUUCGUUUCUACGAAUUAACUGAUGGUCACAUCAAGAUCAACGAUCGUAAUAUUGUAGAAUUUGAUCUUUAUGAUUACCAUGAAGCGAUAGCAGUCGUCAAUCAGGAACCGGUACUAUUUGCAACUUCAAUUCAAGAUAAUAUUCGUUUUGGUAAAAUUAACUCAACACAAGACGACGUUAUCGAAGCGGCUAAACAAGCUCAUGCUCAUGAUUUUAUCAUGAAAUUACCUCAAGGAUAUGACACAAUGGUUGGUGAACGAGGUGCUCAGUUAAGUGGUGGUCAACGACAGCGUAUUGUUUUAGCACGUGCACUUAUUCGUAAACCAAACUUACUUAUUCUCGAUGAAGCAACGAGUGCACUCGAUCCCUCGAGUGAAAAGAUUAUACAACAAGCACUUGAACGAAGUUGUAAAGGUCGAACCACUCUCGUUAUUGCUCAUCGACUGUCGACAAUACGUAAUGCUGAUUGGAUAAUAGUUCUGGAAGAUGGUGCUGUUGUAGAACAAGGUUCACAUGACGAUCUUAUUGCUGCAAACUAUAUAUAUGCUAAUCUCUUCAAAAACUAUCCAGCAGAAACCAUCAAUGUUCAAUCGUCAGAAAUAGCCAAUGUGCACGAAUCGGAAGAUUUCUCAACUGAAAUCAUCCUUAGUCAAGAGAUAAAUAACAUUCAAACGAACGAAAGCGAAGUAAAUCGAACAUCAUUUGAGGAAACAGACGCAGAACUUUUAAUCGACGAGUCACCUUAUGGUUCGCUUCGUUCAUUGGUCAAUUUACUGAAGCUCAAUAGUCCGGAAUGGCCUUACUUACUUACUGCAAGCCUAUUUACAAUAGCCUUUUGUGCAGUUAGUCCAGCAUUUUCUAUCUCUAUGGUCCAAUCUAUCGACGCAUUUAGUGAAUGCAGUUUUUCCGCUCGAAUGACUAAAUUGUACAUUUUUACAGCUAUCAUCAUCACCUUAGGUAUUGUCGUCGUUAUAUUUUCAGUUAUUGCGCAAGGUAGCUUGGCAGUGGCCGGUGCACGCCUGACCAAUCGAUUACGUAUUAAAACCUUCGGAUGCAUAUUGCGGCAAGAAGUUGGAUGGUUUGAUGAAGCUGAAAAUAGUGUUGGAUCAUUGUGUUCAUGUCUCGCCACAGAUACACUUGAAAUUCAGAAGCUGACUGGAGUUCGCUUCGGUCUAGUUAUCCACUCGGUUUCAAUUUUAUUAAUUGCUCUUGUGCUUGGAAUGAUUUUUUCAUGGGCAUUGACAUUGGUCGCCUAUGCUUUACUGGCUGUUGUAUUUAUCAAUGCUAUUCUUAACGUUCGACGAAAUACUCGGCUAGCAACAUUAUUUCAGAAACUGGUAUUGGAGUACAGUGAUUUAGUGACACAAAGUGUGCGCAACAUUCGCACUGUGUAUCAACUUAAUAGACAAUAUGAGAUAUUAAAGUCAUUCGCAAAUAUCAUGGAACGGAGGUACAGAUUAGCAAUUCCAAGUAUACUCAAAAGUGGUUUGUCAUUUGCAUUAUCAUAUCCAGUUAUUACAUUCAUGUUACCUGCCCUCUGUUCACUUACUCUUGUACUUCUUGAUCACAAUCUCAUCGAUUCGCAGCGUACUAUAUUUUCAACCGAAUUGGCUCGAUCAUCUGCAUCAGCGAAAAGAUUGUGUCGAAUUUUCAAACGUAAACCAAUGAUUGACAACUGGUCAACUGAGGGUCACAUAAUUGAAAAUUUUUCUGGAUCGAUCGAGUUUGAGAACGUGACGUUUGCGUAUCCAACGCGCAAAUCACUUCCUGUACUGAAUAAAUUUCAUUUAGCAAUAAAACCAGGUCAAAGUGUUGCACUCGUUGGCUCGAGUGGAUGUGGUAAAUCCACAGUAAUUCAAUUGCUUGAACGCUUUUAUGAUUGCAAUGAAGGUCGUGUGGUGAGUACUAAAUAUUUCGUUUUUAUAUAAAAAUAUAUCAGAUACUAUUAAACCGAUGUUUGAAAAUAUUUCAAUUUAUGACUUCAUAUUUUCAAGAUGAAAUGAUUGUCUCGAAGAUUGUUAAUUUUUGUUCACGCGAGAUUUUUAAGAAUUCCCCUAAUUGAAAGUCAAAAUAAUAAUAAUAUAUUCUAGAGUUAUUUGGCUGUGACGCAAGAAACAGAAUGUAUACUAAUAGUGCUAUAUAUUGAGAGUGUCUGUUUAAAAACUGUUGUUAAAACUAUUAAACCGAUCAAAUGAUUUAUAACGGUGAGAGAAAGAAUUUUAGUUAAUCCUUUUCUAGUGACUGGCAUCUUAAAAUGUUCUAAAAGAAGAAAUCUUGAACAUUUAAUUCUAGUAUCACUUCUAUUAAUUCUCGAGCUAUGCCUAGUUUAGAAAUGCCAACAUUUCCAUGCGGCUAUUCCAGUAGAAUUUGGAAAAGGAUUGUUAUUGCUUUUUUUGCAACAUGAAAUUGAAUUACACUUAGUGAUUGUUAAGGUGUAGUUUCGCUUCUUUAUUAGCAGGUUCGAUAACAUACACUUUAACAAUAAUAAACAAGAACUCUGAAACAUAAUAAUCACAGGGACAGAUAUACUCGUAUUCAAUUAUCUCCAAUGAGAUAAAGAAUAC